Molecule: messenger RNA, 745 nt
Organism: Callithrix jacchus (white-tufted-ear marmoset)
Lineage: Eukaryota; Metazoa; Chordata; Mammalia; Primates; Cebidae
Gene: CSN3
Product: casein kappa
Biological process (GO): protein stabilization; lactation
Cellular component (GO): extracellular region
Source: RefSeq, a predicted model, not a curated record
AUGAAGAGUUUUCUUCUAGUUGUGAAUGUCCUGGCAUUAUCCCUGCCUUUUUUGGCUGCAGAGAUUCAAAACCAGGAACAACAAGCAUGCCGUGAGAAUGAUGAAAGACAGUUAUAUCAGAAAAUAGUUCCAUAUAUCCCAAUAUAUUAUGUGCCGAAUAGCUAUCCAUAUUAUAGAACCAAUUGGUACCAAAAUAGACCAGCUAUAGCAAUUAAUAGUCCAUAUGUGUCUCGCCCAUAUUAUCCAAAGCCAGUUAGGCCACAUGCCCAAGUUCCUCAGUGGCAAUACUUGCCAAAUACUCACCCAGCCACCAUGGUACGUCACCCAAAACAACAUCCAUCAUUUAUUGCCAUCCCCCCAAAGAAAAUUCAGGAUAAAAUAAUCAUCCCUACCAUCAAUACCAUCACUACUGUUGAGCCUACACCAACUCCUACCACGGUAACAGUGGUGAAGAGGGUAAUCACUCCAGAAGCCUCCUCAGAGUCCAUCAUCACAAGCACCCCUGAGACAACCACAGUCUCAGUUACUACACCUACGGCAUAAAGACACUAAGGAAAUAUCAAAGAAGACAACACAGGACUUGCUGAAACCAAAUGACUACUUCACACUCUCCUUCAGCCAUCUGUCUGCCUUCAGUCAACAGAAAACGUGAUGUUCGCAGAUUCCGCUCUUCUCUCCUUAUAUUUUACAUUUUGCCACAUUCAAUAUUUUGAUUCUUGCACAAUAAAACCAACUGAUUGCAACU